This is a messenger RNA of Ambispora leptoticha, 433 nucleotides long. The record is from the annotation of a GenBank genome assembly. Lineage: Eukaryota; Fungi; Glomeromycota; Glomeromycetes; Archaeosporales; Ambisporaceae.
GAUUGCAUCGAGUGAGGUUGGGCACGGAGUUAUAUACGUUGAUGUUCCAGCGAAUUUCAAUGAAUUAGGUGAAGCUUUCGGAAAAGCCAUUAAUUUUGCAUUUGAGGAACGGAUUUCUUUUACGAAACAGCUAAUACGAAAAAUAUUAGGAGAAACUAAUGAUACACCUAAGAUUUCUGAAUGGGAGAGAGCUCUAAAGGCUUUUAAACGUGCCUCUGCAGUGUACAAAGCAAAGAAUGGAAAACCACCGGUCAUUGUUUAUGAUAAUAUUAGCCGAUUGGUUCACAAAAAUCCGGAAAUCCUCGACAUCCUCCAGGACGAUGCAAAGGAUAAUGCUGAUGACAGAAAGUACAUCGCUGUAUUUGUUAGCAGUCAAGGUUCGGUGCCUAGAAGAAUGGAAUCACGUAGUGCCUGGUCACGAGCAGAUAAACCG